Messenger RNA from Plenodomus lingam JN3, 1038 nucleotides. Lineage: Eukaryota; Fungi; Ascomycota; Dothideomycetes; Pleosporales; Leptosphaeriaceae. The record is from RefSeq and is a predicted model, not a curated record.
AUGGUUCAGGCUUCCGAGGUCCUCUCCCGCAAGGCGGGUGUCCUUUAUGGCGACGACGUUCUGAAGCUGUUCCAGCACGCCCGUGACAACGGCUAUGCUAUCCCAGCCAUCAACGUCACCUCCUCCUCCACAGUCGUCGCCGCUCUCGAGGCAGCACGCGAUGCUAAGGCUCCCAUCAUCCUGCAGGCAUCCCAGGGUGGUGCUGCCUACUUCGCCGGCAAGGGCGUCGACAACAAGAACCAGGAGGCUUCCAUUGCUGGAGCUAUUGCUGCUGCACACUACAUCCGCAGCAUUGCACCCAUCUACGGCGUUCCUGUCGUUCUGCACACCGACCACUGCGCCAAGAAGCUCCUCCCAUGGUUGGACGGCAUGCUCGACGCAGAUGAGAAGUUCUUCAAGGAGACCGGCGAGCCCCUCUUCAGCUCCCACAUGAUCGAUUUGUCGGAAGAGGACAAGGAAUACAACAUUGCCACCACAAAGAAGUACCUUCAGCGCGCCGCUCCCAUGAAGCAGUGGCUCGAGAUGGAGAUUGGUAUCACCGGUGGUGAGGAGGAUGGUGUCAACAACGAGGAUGUCGACAACAACAGCCUGUACACCCAGCCAGAAGACAUUUACGACAUCUACAAGGCGCUGAGCGAGGUCUCUCCUUACUUCAGCAUUGCUGCCGGAUUCGGUAACGUUCACGGAGUCUACAAGCCCGGCAACGAGAAGACCGGCGCAAAGGAGGACAAGCCAGUGUUCCUCGUCUUCCACGGUGGCUCCGGCUCCUCGGUUGAGGACUUCAGGGAGGCCAUCUCAUAUGGUGUCGUCAAGGUCAACCUCGACACGGACAUGCAGUACGCCUACCUCGCUGGUGUCCGCGACUACAUCCAGAGCAAGUCUGGUUACCUCCAGAGCCAGGUCGGCAACCCAGAUGGCGAUGACAAGCCCAACAAGAAGUACUACGACCCCCGUGUCUGGGUCCGCGCUGGUGAGGUCUCCAUGUCCAAGCGUGUCCAGACUGGUCUCAAUGACUUCUACGCCGCCGGCAAGGCGUAA